This is a messenger RNA of Ipomoea triloba (trilobed morning glory), 1163 nucleotides long. RefSeq lists its product as uncharacterized. The transcript has a single exon. The coding region runs from base 392 to 931 and encodes 179 amino acids. Lineage: Eukaryota; Viridiplantae; Streptophyta; Magnoliopsida; Solanales; Convolvulaceae. The record is from RefSeq and is a predicted model, not a curated record.
GUGUUGCCAUUUUCAUGCCUGUACUACUGUACGUUGUCCGACCCUGUUGGCCUUAGCUUAGUUUUGUGGUCUUAAUUGCUUGUUUUUCAUAUAAAUUUGCACCCAAAAUUAAUGCCAUGUGGUGACCUCUCAGCUCUGCUCUUCACAUGGCUUCCCAGUUUUCCAUGUCUUCUACUGUAUAGAGAGAACUAUAAUCAGUUUCUCAAGAAGAACAGUACAAUUAGGUUGGGAAAUGUGAGUGAUGAGUAGUGGAUUCUGUCAAUUUGUUGCCUAUUUCUGGAAAUCCCCCAUGAAUCUCAUCAAGCCAUUUUUCCCCUCCCAGUUUCCUUCAUAGAUCAUAACAGAGAUCCACCAAAAAAAAAAAAAAACAGAGAUCAGAAUAUCAGACCAAAUGGCUUCUUCUUCUUCUUCUUUUUCUGGGAUUCUCCAAAGAAACAUACAAUCUUGGAUUGCUGUUCUUGUCCCAUCUGCAGUUUCCUUGUUUUUUGCUAUGGUUUCUUCAGGCCAUAGUGUUGUGUCCAUUUCCAUCACAUCUCUGGCUCUGCUCAUCUCCACUGCAAUCAUGGCACUCAAACCCCCAAAACCCCAAGCAGAAAUUAAAAUCUGCAGCUCAGAAAUCAAGAAAGUUGCAGAAGGAGAAGAAGAAGAGGAGCAGAAGGGGUACUCUAAUGACCCAUCAUCUUCGAGUGAAGAUUAUUCAGACAUUGACAGCACAGCACAGGGCUCAGAUGAUGGAUCCAUCUCUGAUGAUGAUGAUGAUGAGGAAAGCCUGUUUGAGAUAUGCCUUCUCCCCUACAGUGGAAACUUUGUUGGGCAUGAAAAGGAAAGCUCCAAGGAUUGUUUGAUGGAAUUCUUGACAGACAUGAAUGAGGAAGAUAACAUGAUUGAGAUCGACAUAUCCAUGGGAUCCAUCAAGUGCUCAGGAUUUUAGAUUGAGGAAUCAUAAUUCAUAUAUAUAUUAUCCUGUUUUUGUUUUUUUUUUUUGGAUUGAUGUUUUUUUUCACUGUUCAAGUUUUUUUUUUUUAUCCUAGUGGAUUUCUGCCACUCUAGAAAUUGGACAGUACUUUUCAGUUUUACCAUUGGUGAGCUAACUGAUUUAGCUACAGUGAUGUAUGUGCCAGCAUGUAUGGUAAAUACUAAAUAGUUAGUUGGAUUUGGCAUUU